GGAGCGCUUCCUGUUUACAGUUGUACGUAACGACUGCAGCACGAAGCCACGCCCCUCCUCAUUGACGGCAAAAUGGCGGCGGAGAGCUGUGAUGCUGUGAACAUGGACCCUGACAUGGAACUGCUCAGCGACGAGGAAUUAGAAAGGGAAGCGGAGGGCUUCAAAGAACAAGGCAAUGCCUUUUAUAUCAAGAAGGAUUAUGCAGAAGCCUUCAAUUAUUACACCAAGGCCAUCGAUAUGUGUCCAAAAAAUGCAAGUUACUAUGGAAACCGGGCGGCCACACUAAUGAUGCUGUGUCGGUACCGAGAGGCUUUAGAGGAUUCCCAGCAGGCAGUACGGCUAGACAAUUCCUUCAUGAAGGGACAUCUGCGGGAGGGUAAAUGCCACCUGUCCCUUGGCAACGCGAUGGCCGCCAGCCGCUGCUUCCAGAGAGUUCUGGAACUGGAGCCGGACAACAGCAAGGCCCAGCAGGAGCUUAGGAAUGCAGAAUCUAUCCUGGAGUACGAGCGAAUGGCAGAGAUUGGAUUUGAGAAGAGAGACUUCAGAAUGGUUGUGUUUUGCAUGGACCGUGCCUUGGAGUCUGCCUCAGCUUGUCACAGGUUCAAGAUACUGAAGGCCGAGUGUUUAGCCCUGCUGGGUCGAUACCCCGAGGCUCAGUCUGUAGCCAGUGAUAUUCUGCGGAUGGACUCCACUAACGCAGACGCUCUGUACGUUCGCGGUCUUUGUCUGUACUACGAGGACUGCAUUGAUAAGGCCGUCCAGUUCUUCGUCCAGGCCCUUCGUAUGGCUCCCGACCACGAUAAGGCUCGGCUCGCAUGCAGAAAUGCCAAAGCACUAAAAGCCAAGAAGGAGGAGGGCAACAAGGCGUUCAAGGAAGGAAACUUUGAGGCUGCCUAUGAGCUGUACUCAGAGGCGCUAACAAUAGACCCAAAUAACAUCAAGACUAAUGCCAAGCUGUACUGUAACAGAGCCACUGUUGGAUCUAAGCUGAAGAAACUAGAACAGGCCAUUGAAGACUGCACGAAGGCCAUUAAGCUGGAUGAGACCUACAUCAAGGCCUAUUUAAGGAGAGCGCAGUGCUACAUGGACACAGAACAGUACGAAGAGGCAGUGCGGGAUUAUGAGAAGGUAUACCAGACAGAGAAGACAAAAGAACACAAACACCUCCUGAAAAAUGCUCAGCUGGAGUUGAAGAAAAGCAAACGGAAAGAUUACUACAAGGUUCUCGGUGUGGAUAAAAACGCCACAGAAGAGGAGAUUAAGAAAGCCUACCGCAAGCGGGCGCUUUUACAUCACCCAGACCGUCACAGUGGAGCGAGUCCUGAGGUGCAGAAGGAAGAAGAGAAGAAGUUUAAGGAGGUUGGAGAAGCUUUCAGCGUUCUUUCAGACCCAAAGAAGAAAUCUCGCUACGACAGCGGACAGGAUCUCGAGGACGACGGCAUGAACAUGGGAGAAUUUGAUGCCAACAACAUUUUCAAAGCGUUCUUCGGAGGUCCGGGAGGUUUUAGUUUUGAAGCAUCUGGACCUGGAAAUUUCUUCUUCCAGUUUGGUUAAUCGGAAGACUUGUCCACCUCAACAGCUACUACAUCAGGACUUUUCAGCAAUGUCGACCCCUAAACCCACCAUCUGUAUUUAAUGACUGACUGAGUCAGGUUCUUGUCUAUGCCAUUGACUGAAUGAAUGCAACCCAAUGACCACAGGCAGCAAAACGAUUAAACGCCCAUAUAGCAGCAGGACACCACGGCGGCUCUGACUCAGUUGAUAGCGUUACUGGUUUUUAGUUUUCUUCCUUCCAGAACGAAACAAACUUGAAGGUCAGUAAUGACUAACAACACUGGUCCAAAUAUAUUCUCCGGAGGUGUGAUUUUAGGAGAGAUUGUGCAGCUAUUCAGAGCUUUUUAGGGAUCCGAUGCAGGAUGAGUGCCAUCCGGGAGGAAACUUGCUCGCUUUUACCCUGCUCAUCUCGACUUACUGCUGAGGGGAGUUUUUUUUUUCUCUUUUUCUCUGCAUGAAACUUAACUUGCUCACUGAUUUCUGAGGAAAAUCACUGAGCAAGCGGUGCCUCUCCUCCUCUUUAUUUUUGAAGAAACCUGUCGCUCGGACAGACAGUUGGCUGCUACGAAUUCGCACUGAAAACUGCCUCCCCGGUCAUUUUUUCUAAAAUUUGACAACAGCUGGCGUCUAAAGCUAUUCUCACAUAAACACACAGCGAAGCACAGUAGUACAGAUGGCGGCGGCGCUGUCCCUCCUUGUUGCGUUUCUCGUUGUCACAGGUUUUCCGUUUGACGUUGCCAUUCACAGAUUGCUGCAUUGUACAUUUUACUGGAAUGUAAAGUGUUGAUUUGUGAUGAUAGUUGAUUAUUUUUUUUCCAUUUUUUUAAAAUUUUCAUAUGUAUAUUUAUUGUAAAUUUUGCUGUCUGAUAGAAGCAUUGGCAUGAGAUGAAGACGCUCUUCUGUCUGAAAGAGAUUUUUAACUGAGAUAAAAAAAAAACAAACCUCAGGAAGGAAUUUGUUUUGCUCGGCCUGCAUGAAAUGUCGUGCUAAAGUUGAAUAUGCUGUACGUGUUACUCGACCGUGAUGCAAACUGUUUAAUUUUGCUCAGUUCAACAGAUAGAAUAUCAUAAUAAUGUCUGAGAAAGUUCAGUUACUUCCUGAUGAGUGCAGAGGAGAAGAAGAAGAAGAGCGUCCUCAUCUGUGUUCUCAUUGUUUUUGACCUUUAAUGGUGAAACCAUCUUCUCUUUACCCUGGAAAAGUACCAGCCGUGUCAAUAAAGUUGGCCUCCUCUGGGUUUCCCCUAAA
This is a messenger RNA of Amphiprion ocellaris (clown anemonefish), 2799 nucleotides long. It is a transcript of the gene dnajc7, whose product is annotated as DnaJ (Hsp40) homolog, subfamily C, member 7. Gene Ontology annotation, molecular function: protein binding. The record is from RefSeq and is a predicted model, not a curated record. The transcript is spliced from 14 exons. The coding region runs from base 73 to 1554 and encodes 493 amino acids. Lineage: Eukaryota; Metazoa; Chordata; Actinopteri; Pomacentridae.